Mya arenaria is the source of this 5394-nucleotide messenger RNA. RefSeq lists its product as uncharacterized. The record is from RefSeq and is a predicted model, not a curated record. NCBI's taxonomy places the organism in Eukaryota, Metazoa, Mollusca, Bivalvia, Myida, Myidae. The coding region runs from base 69 to 4487 and encodes 1472 amino acids. The transcript is spliced from 3 exons.
UAACAAUGCGUCUUGUGACGUAGAUGAGGAAAACAUCUGAAAAAGAAAAUGAAAAAUAAAAAAGAAAAAUGGGAACAUAUCGGAUAUUACUGGAUGUGAACAAAGAACAAGAAACUGCCAUCAAGGAGCUAUUUUCUGUCAGAGGAUGGCUGUUUCUGUGUCAGACUUUGUCAGACCAACACUCCCAACUAGAGAGUUUAAGCAGCCAUGGCAGGGGUGAUGUGAAAGAUAUAACCAAAACUCCAACUACAGACCGUCACAUUUAUGUGGACCGAUUUUCUCCACUCACUCAGACACUGGAUAAACAACAUAAGAACAAUGAAGUAGAAAGCUUGGAAGUUAAAUGCGCUGAUAACAUCGAGGGUCAAGAAAGUCAAAGAGUCAAUUCGAAAGAGAGUUCUGUUGCAAAAAGAGUAAACAUUGUAAGAAAUCCCACUGGUCUUAUGGUUAAAAAAAGGGCCAUACCUUUACCCAUUCAAAGUAAAAAUACAAAUAUUAAUAAUACAGCAGUAACAUCUAGUACUGACAUCGUACAGGAAGUCAGAGCUCCAAGAUUAAAGACCAGAAAACAGAAUCUGAUACCGAAAGUCGAUUAUAAUAGUCAUAUUGAAGAGCUUAAUGAUAAAGCUGAUGAAAGACGUAACCCUAGUUCUACUGAGAUUGAAAAUAAAGAGAGAGGUAAAUAUAUCAAACAAAAACUUAUCAUGAAAGUAAAUGGUAGAAAACAUACAGAAAAAGUUAGUGACCACACAGGAAUUGCUUUACAGACUAGUUCUACUGAAAGUGGAAACUCCAAAAGAAUUCCUAAAAUGAAGGUUACAGGACAGAAUUUGAUAACAGUAGCAGAUGGACAGAAAUUGAUACCAGUAGCAGAUGGAAUUAAAAAAGUUGAAGCAAUGAGUGAUGGCACUGAUGUUCGAUACAAGAUAGUUCAUGUUUCAUUGUCUGACUCAAGAUUAGGACCCAAGUUAAAGAAAUUAAGUGUUGAUCAAAACUUACAUGGACAAAAAAUCAAGCAAGAAAAUGUUAUAAUAGCUACUCUGAAAAGGGAUUUUGCGAUCAGAAAAGAGAAUGCCAGACCAAUAGAAAAAGAUAAUGUGGAAACUGAGAAAAACAUGGUCAAAUUAAAAGAAAAAAUAGUCAAAAACAUUGUUGUUCAAUCUAAAAAAUCUAGUGACAGAGUCUUUAAGGAAAUGGAUCAAAUUGUUGAUAGUGUUUCACAAGGCAAGCAAAGAUUAAUUAAGGAUUCUAGUGUUACAAGAAUGCGUAGGCCUGCUUCAGGAUUUGUAGAGCAGAAAAAGAAAAUGGACAAUAUCCAAAUUGGUAUAGAAAAGUGUUCAAUACCAGAAACUGAUAAAAAUCACAGUGCUCUUGGUUUAAAGACAUGUUUGAGUAGUGUUGAAGAGCCUUCAGAAAAUGGUGUGUCUAGUUUAAAUAGUAUUUCAUUUACAAAACCGACUUACCAACACUGCCUUUUUAGUAAUGGCAAUAAACUUACUGUACCUGUAGACAUUUUGAAUAGUAAGGCAUCAGCAUCAGUAAAAAUUGACAACAAAGAAACAGAACAAUUUCAAAGUCCAAGAAAUAUUCCUUCAGUUAUGAAUGAUGCAGUAAAUUUUGUCAGUGAAAAAUCAGAAGAGACCUCAGGCUCACUAUGUAUUACAAAUCUUCAGAGAAAAAAGAAACUAUUAGAACAAACAGCAUUAUCAAAAACAAUGAGAAAUAAAGUGCUGCAGCAAGAGGAAAAGAUUGAAAAUAGUGCUACAACAGAUCAGACAGAUAUAGAGGGAAAUGAUCAAAACUUAAAGACUAAGGAUCAAUCUAUGUUAGGAGGACUGUCUUUAAACACUCUGUUAUCACUUACUGCAUUGAAGGAAAAAGCUGACCUUCAGGCCAGACAAGAUAUUGGAAACACACUGGGUCAAAGGUUUAGCAGUGUCCAAUUCAAUACUCAAACAGAGGCACAUAGUGAAAAUGAACACAAAAAUGCAGAAAGCUUCAGCAAACUGAAAGAAAAUCAAAAUAUUUACGAAGCUAAAAAAACAUUUAAUUAUACCAACAAUCAAAGGCUAGUUAAUGAGGCUGAGAGAUUCAAUUUUGCACAAAGAAGAGAGGAACCUAAGUUGCGGAGAAGUUUCAGCAAUCCUGAAAGGAAUACAAACAAAUUUAGCAAAACUGCAACACCCGCUAGUGAUAAAAAUCUCAACUUAGAGAAGUCAGUUCUGAGCUUACUUCCGAAAGAAAUUGCAGCAAAUGUCCGAAACCAGUUAAAAAUUAGAAGAACCCAGUCAGGUCCAAAGUCGGGAAGACUGAUUUGCCCAUACUGCCCGAAUCAUGGACUGGUUAAUCCCAUUAGUUUUAUCAAACAUCUUGAAAGACAUGCAAAGGGGGAUUACAAAUGUAAAGGGUGUGGGAAAGAAUUCACAGACCAAAGAAACCUCAAUGCGCACAUGUACAAGUCCAAAUUUCAGACGUUGAGUUGUGAACUGUGUGACUUUGUUGCAAAGACAAAAUGUAUGCUGAAAACACAUCACAGAGAAACUCAUAUUGAAAAGGGGAUUCAGUGUCAUAUUUGUGCUAAAUUGUUUAAAGCCCGAUCUUACUUCAAUGUUCAUUUGCGGGUCGUCCAUAAAGUUGCAGAUAGUAAGACAUUAGAGUGUGGACUAUGCGGGACGCUUUGCAAACGACCCUUUUACCUUGCAAAACACAUGAAGGAACAUCACCAUGGGCAAGUAGAGCCCUUGAAAUGUCAAUUUUGUUUAAAAACAUUUAGAACUCGGAGGGAUUUGAUAGUACAUGGGCGAAUUCACAGAGAAAGAAAGUUCAAAUGCACAUUUUGCGCAAAGAAGUUUAUGUCCAAUGCUAAACUGCAUAUUCACAUGAAUGUUCAUUUGGGUAAAAAGCCAUUUGAAUGUCCAAAAUGUGACUACAAGUCGACACAGAAGGGGAAUAUUGAUCUGCAUUUAAGACGUCAUGAGAGGGAAGAAGAAAAAAUUGAAAAAGAUAGUAGUUAUGCACCAAAGAAGAAGUAUUUACCAGCGGAAUCUAACAAUUCAACGGACAAUGAGCUCAUCCAGAAAUCAGGUUUAACUAAUCUACCAAACAGAAAGAGGUCUAUUGAGCCUCUUCCAGGCAUUAAAACAAUGAACAGAAUGAUUCAUACUCUAAGUGAACAGACUGAAGUGUUUGAUGACUGCAAUGAUGAGACAUUCCAAACUGAAGGUUUUAGUAUACAACAGUUUUCUUCUCCCUAUGAUGAAUAUGAUGAAUUGGAGGAUGAAAGUGAAAGUGAUAAUGAUUACACAAGUGAAGAUGAAAACUUUGAUAAGGAAUCUGACGGUGUCUCUAAUGGUGUAAAUGAACAAUCGGAUGAGAUGCAUGCUGCAUUCACUGCAACCAAAGUUGUGGAUCAUCCACACUAUGACCAAAACUUGCCAUACAAGCCAAAUGCAAGUCAUGUGCCUCAUGUUAAUAGUGUUGCCAGUAAUUAUGAGGAAAACUUCAAAACAGAAAAAUAUUUUGAUAAUCAUCAAGCCAACCAAGCUCCAAAUAUUGAGAAUUUGAGCACAUCUGACAUUAUUAAACAAUUUGGGCAGCAAGGAGAUUUAGAACUAGACACAGAAGUGUUACUAAAUAUUCAGAAAUAUGCUCAUAGCUUUGAAGAACUUUUAAAGAACACUCCUUACGAUGUAAACAGUCAGUAUGGAAGCAAACAAACUAAGCAAGACUUUGGUGAUAGCGGUGCAAGUAAUGAGACUGUACCCACGCAACCUGUGGACAACCAAAGCAAUUGGAAUUACAACCUGCCAAAUAAUUCUGCCACUGGAGUAGAUUAUGACAAUGUCGACUUGAGUGGAUUUUACCAGGCAGUUCAGAAUCUGGCUUAUUCGGACUGUGCAAGUUACUUUGAUUCAAAUGGGCAUACAAGUGCAAUGACGAAUCCAGGGGGUUCGCAGAUGAAUACUGAUCAACAAACUAGUAAUACUCAUGAUUACUACAACAGCAUGCAAGACCCAAACAAUUACCAGCCGUCCAUGGGACCAGCAGAUACCAGUAGUCAAUUCAACAAUCCAUCAAACUAUCCUGAUCAGUUUGACUACAAUACAAUGAACUAUAUGUAUAACAACCAAACUUAUCAUGAUCAUUUAAAUCAAGUAGGCAGGCAUCCACCUCAUCCACCUCAAUGUCAAGACCAGCUUCCUGAAGGGCAAGGUCAUCAAGCCCAAAGUCAGGAUACAAGUGAAGGUUUCUCAUCUCAAAAUCUGUCUCAUUCAUCAACAGAGCAGGAUCAUGCCCCUCAAGGUCAAUUCCAUAAUCAUCAAUUAGAAAUCCAUCCCCCUCAGGGUCAUUUUCAAGCACAUCAGUCCGGAGAUCAAGUUCAAGGUCAUCUGUCUAAAGGUCAAGGACAACCACAGUUUGACCAGCAAACAUACAUGGACUUGCACACAAAGUCUUUCUUAGAUCAGUUCCAAAGUAACACUAAUUAGAAAUGUAAGAUUUAAGGACAUUAUAUAAUCUUACCCUUGCUAAGUUUGCAUUACAAACUAUAUAUUAAUAAUAUUGGACAAGUACAAGGAGAAUAUGAAUGAUUUGAUGAGGUCCCCUGCAUUACUUUGCAGGCAUAUUAUGAUAUAGAGCUCAUGUUAUCAAUGUCAUCGUCAACUGCAGCAUCACACUCGUGUCUACUUUCUAAUUAUUCUUUUUCAAUCUUGACCAAACUUGUUUACAAUGUUUAUUGGCAUAAUAUCUUAUCUGAGUUCGGUCAAAAGCCAGAUUGCAUGGAUAACUCUGGAGCUAUAGCCCUUUGUCAAGAUAUUACAGUAUUUGCUUGACCACUCUUAUUGAGCGUGUCUGAUUCAAUCCUAACCAAAUGCAAAUGUAGUCACAAUGUGUACAUGUGCAUAGUAUCUUAAACAACCUUAUCACUCUUGAUCCAUUCCAGUGUUACAGCCCCUUUACUUGUCAAAAAUUGACUUAAUUCUCCAAGUGUAUGGACCCUGAAAUACUCGAUCCAUUUUCAUUCAAUCUGAGUUUUUUUUACCAAACUUGAUAGUAAUGUUAAUUAGCAUUUAUAAUGUUUGGAAAGGUUUGAAAACCUGGCAGAUUGCAACAUUCACUUCGGAUUAAAGGCCUCUAUUUUUUUUCAACCAACUCUACAAAUAUGCAUAAAUGUGUUUCAACUAUAAACUUCAAGUUCAAUAGUGACACAUAUCAUCCCCGUAGUAACUUCAUUCCCAUUCUCACAAUUUAUAACAUUUUCAUUUUUCAUUCCACAAACCGGGCACUUUAUGCAGGUGACAUAUUAAAUACGCAGAAUUCUAGUCUUGAAAUAAUUAAUUGCGAUAUAAGUGUUAAUGAUAUAUAAAAGAUGUAAAAUAAAAAGAAUAAAAAAUU